UGCAUCGUACGGAAGAACCGAACGUUACAUUAUUCCGGAUGCCAACCGUGCGGGAGAUGUUGGUAUGGAGGAAAAGCUGCGAGUCGAGGGAAACGCGGGAUGCGGCUGCUGCUUUCAACUGCAGAAUUUAUUUAUUGAUUUGAGACCCCAAAUGUAACGGAUAUACCGUUUGGCUUCCCCUUGCUCUUCCUUCCUCCCCGCCGUCUCCCCCUUUCUCUCUCUCUUUUGUUCUGAUAAUCUUCCAAGUUGCAGAGAGAGAGAGAGAGGGAGAGUGGCGGGGGAGAAACUCCUAUGCCCAUCACCAUUGUCAAUCCACGAGCAUUAUCACGUACUCCUUGUCUUAUCAAAACGGAAGGCAUAUCCAUCGCCAAAUGCCCAUUUUCGGAGAGCCACGGCAGGAAUUGAGAUUGUGCUAAUUGGCUCUGGAAGAUUUGAUUCCGAAUUACUUCCAAAUGGGACCACUGUCUUUGGACAAUGUUCGAGGACUUGUUUUGGCUCUCUCCUCCAGUGUUUUUAUCGGUUCUAGCUUUAUUAUCAAGAAGCAUGGUCUUAUAAAAGCUGGGACUAAUGGAACCAGAGCAGGUUCAGGAGGGUACUCAUACUUACUGGAACCUUGGUGGUGGGCUGGGAUGUUGACAAUGAUUGUGGGUGAGGUAGCCAAUUUUGCUGCUUAUGCAUUUGCUCCAGCAAUUCUUGUAACUCCCCUUGGAGCUCUAAGUAUUAUCUUCAGUGCAGUGCUAGCCCAUUUUAUUUUGAAGGAGAAAUUGCACAUCUUUGGUAUUGUUGGAUGUGUUCUUUGCUUAGUGGGCUCUACCACCAUUGUUUUACAUGCUCCUCAUGAGAGAGUAAUCCACUCUGUUAAGGAAGUUUGGCAUCUAGCUACUGAGCCAGCCUUCCUUGUCUACACUUGCAUAGUGCUGGUUCUUCUUCUGCUCCUCAUUUUCCUUUUUGUGCCACGCUAUGGACAAUCCCAUUUGGUCGUUUACAUUGGAAUUUGCUCCCUAACAGGCUCUCUUACGGUUAUGUGCGUGAAGGCUGUUGGAAUUGCUUUGAAACUGUCAUUUUCAGGAUCAAACCAAUUUACCUACUUUGAAACAUGGUUUUUCACUUUAUUUGUGAUAGUUUGUUGUCUCUUGCAGGUGAACUAUUUGAACAAGGCAUUAGACACAUUUAAUACUGCUGUUGUUUCUCCUGUCUACUAUGUCAUGUUCACAACCCUAACUAUCCUAGCCAGCAUGAUCAUGUUUAAGGAUUGGGACUCUCAGGAUGCAUCACAAAUAGUGACUGAACUGUGUGGUUUUGUGACUAUUCUGGCCGGGACUUUUCUUCUUCACAAGACCAAGGAUAUGGGGAGUGAUUCAACUCCAACCACUCCAAGACCCGUAUUUCAAACAUAUCCGAACUUGAGUCCCAGGCGGGAAGAGGUAUGAAGCAUUUCAUCGACAAUAUUGUCGUUGUAUCAUCUCUAAGAAUCUUUGUGCUGUGUGAGGAAAGUAAAGAUGUGUAAAGGGAAGAAAGAAGAAGAUAAUUAUUUCAUGCAAAUUGCUAUGGUGUAGAGAUGCUGCUGAUGUAUAGGAACACUUUUAUUGACUUGCCUAUACCUUAUCUUUCUUUUUCUUCUUCUAGUUUUUGAUUGUUUACAUGUGAACAUGAUGGCUAAUACCACAGAAGAUGUCACUAAAUUUAACAGAUUCAUAUGUUUCUGGAAGUGUUGGCAUUGCUGUUCAAUCAACCCUUUGGUGAAUACCUCACCCUUUGUGUAUUUUGUGCCAAGACAAGAAGAAGAUAUGAAAAGGUAAGAAUAGACCCAAUUUAGACCUUGCUUUGGGAUAAAAAGGGCUUUACACACUGUUUUUUCCUAAAGAAAAAGAAAAAAAUUAAUCGGAGCACAAGUUGGGAGGCUUCUUACUUCAAUUAGUUCCUAUGUUCCUUAAAUGGAUCUUUCAGUUGUUGACAAAGUUGUCCAAAACCAGUAUAUAAGGCCCACGUGGUAAAACUUACAAAUAUUGGAAGGGUCGUUACUUCAAUUAGUUCCUAUGUUCUUCAUAUGGAUCUCUUAGUUGUUGAGAAUGUUGCCCAAAAGCGAUAUAGAAGAUAACCCAGUAAAACUUACAAGUAAAUUAGAUAUAAUGAUAGUGACUAGGGUUG
Messenger RNA from Diospyros lotus (date-plum), 2148 nucleotides. Its product is annotated as probable magnesium transporter NIPA2. The coding region runs from base 453 to 1430 and encodes 325 amino acids. Lineage: Eukaryota; Viridiplantae; Streptophyta; Magnoliopsida; Ericales; Ebenaceae. The record is from RefSeq and is a predicted model, not a curated record. The transcript has 9 exons. Gene Ontology annotation, cellular component: membrane. Gene Ontology annotation, molecular function: magnesium ion transmembrane transporter activity. Gene Ontology annotation, biological process: magnesium ion transport.